Ichthyophthirius multifiliis is the source of this 228-nucleotide messenger RNA. RefSeq lists its product as hypothetical. The annotation marks the transcript as partial. Lineage: Eukaryota; Ciliophora; Oligohymenophorea; Hymenostomatida. The record is from RefSeq and is a predicted model, not a curated record. The transcript has a single exon.
GAUAUAUUUUUUUUUCCUAUUUACUUUUUUUAUCCUAUUUUAUAUAUUUUUCAUAUUAAUUAUAUUUUCUUUAUAUAUUAUUUUAUUCUUAUUAAAUAUUUUUUUAUUAUUAUAUAUAUAUUUCCUAUUAUAUAGCUUUUUCCUAUUUUAUAUUUAUUUCCUAUUCCAUAUUUUUUACUUAUUAUAUGUUUUUUACAAUUCUAUAUUUAUUUUUUAUUAAUUAUUUUU